ACUUGUCUCUUUGGUGCCAUAUGCAUGUUUAUGGCUACGCUAGCUUUAGGGCAGAGAGAGAGAGAGAUCCUACUAGCUAGCAGAAAUGUUAGAAUGAUAUGAGAGAGAGAACAGAGAGAGCAGAGAGAGAGAGCUUUUCUUCUUGCCUUGAAAGGAGAGGAACGGGAACAAAGGUACCCAAUGCUAGCAGAUACAUAAGGAGGGACGUACGGGCCGGGUAAAGCGACGAAGCCUUAUGGAUGGGCAUCUCCAUUUCUCUAACCCGAUAUGCCUAGCUUAGCUUCCAUUGGUGGGGGCGUGUGUGUUCUUUGAGAGAUUCUAAAAGCUCGUCACCGUAGAGCUAGCAGUGCGACCUUUAUUUUCUUCUCCCCCUCGUGGGGGAAGUGGCAUCGAUCGAUUAAGAUCCCCUUUACAACCACCAUGAUGGCAGCCUCGUCGUCGUCGUCCUUCAACCUCAGUGAUCAUCUCGUUCAAGAUGACCUCCCGUGGCCUGCUUCUUCUUCUUCUUCCUCCCAGCUGCCAUUUGCUCCUUCUCAUCCUCCUCACGGCGCCAUUAUUGGAGGCAGCCAGCAAUGGUGGCAGCAACCUCAAAUGCUAAACUGUGCAGACCGGCAUCCCUCCGACGAGCUUGAGGUCCUCCUCUCAGCACAAGGCAGCCACCACCACCACCACCAUCCUUCUUCUUCAGUGAUCCAUCCUCAGCUAAGCUCGCUGCUAAUGAUGCAAGACCUAGGGUUCCAAUGGAGCAGCUGCGGCAGCUUCGUGGACACCUCCUCGUCGUCGCCCAUGCCACCACCACUGGUGAACGGCCAGCAGCACGACGGCCACAACAAGAUCAAGGAGUGGGACCGCCCGCUCACUGCUAAUAACUCAUCAAGGUCAUCGUGUGCGAGCACAGCUAUGGCUUGCCGAGAUGUCGUCCUCGACGGCGGCGGCGGCGGCGGCCUCCCUGCCAUGGCCGCCGUCGCCGCCGAUCUUGACGACGGCACCGUGCUCCCGGCGAGCGUCAACGUCCCCCGGACGACGACGACGCGCCAGAGGCCAUUCCCGGCGGCGCCGCCACCUCUCCCCGGCGACGCGUUCGAGAUACUGGCUUCGUCGAGGCUAUGCAAGACCCUGCUGCUUAGCCAAGCUUCUUCUUCGGUACUGCUCCAUAAUGGCACGACGAUGCCUUUGUUGAGAUCAGAGCAUGUGCCCUAUGGCCCUCCUGCUCCUGCUCAUCCCCAAGGACCAUCCAUCGGCAACUACAAGCAGUGCAUGCAGAUGGGCGCGUCUUGUGGAGGCCGCGCGCAGCACGAAGCGGCAUGUCAAAGCAUGGCGGCGGCAGCAGCACGCCCAGCACUGCCAGUGGUGCCGUCGUCGAAGAAGCCUCGAGUCGAGCAGCGGUCCUCCACCAUCGUCCCUUCUUUCAAGGUAAGGAAAGAGAAAUUAGGGGACCGGAUCGCUGCUCUUCAGCAGCUCGUCUCACCGUUUGGCAAGACUGAUACCGCAUCUGUGCUCAUGGAGGCCAUCGGUUACAUCAAAUUUCUUCAAGAUCAAGUCGAGACUCUGAGCCGCCCCUACCUGAAAUCCUCCAGAAGUAAGAAGCCCAGGCCGACACCGCGGGGUUCUUCAAACGCGAGCGCUGGGGAGCUGGAGGAAACGAGGCCUGACCUCCGCAGCAGAGGGCUCUGCCUGGUGCCUCUCUCGUGCACGUCCUACGUGACCAACGAGAACGGAGUCUGGGUUCCACCGAAUUUUAGGGCAAACUAAAGUCAUGUCAGCGCUACUAGAGACACAGCACAACAGUGUACCAAGAACUACUAAUCCACGGUUCAUCUCAGUUCAUCCACGGUUAAUACCAGUUCUCCGGGCCAAAAGACACCCACCAUCUACCUCUUGUGUUGUCUCUCUUUGCCACUUUUUUUUUUUGCUAAGCAGUAAAUAACAGUCAGAUAUAUACAAUCUCUUCUCCUGCAGUUAUGCAGAGGCAGAGCGGCUGAAUACGAUUACAAAUAACCAACUGCAGCGUGCAAA
Messenger RNA from Zea mays, 2016 nucleotides. RefSeq names its product transcription factor bHLH110. Bases 421 to 1752 code for a protein of 443 amino acids. Gene Ontology annotation, biological process: regulation of transcription by RNA polymerase II. The transcript has 7 exons. Gene Ontology annotation, molecular function: protein dimerization activity; DNA-binding transcription factor activity, RNA polymerase II-specific; RNA polymerase II cis-regulatory region sequence-specific DNA binding. Gene Ontology annotation, cellular component: nucleus. NCBI's taxonomy places the organism in Eukaryota, Viridiplantae, Streptophyta, Magnoliopsida, Poales, Poaceae. The record is from RefSeq and is a predicted model, not a curated record.